Hippocampus zosterae (dwarf seahorse) is the source of this 1151-nucleotide messenger RNA. RefSeq names its product transmembrane protein 100a (gene tmem100a). The record is from RefSeq and is a predicted model, not a curated record. Lineage: Eukaryota; Metazoa; Chordata; Actinopteri; Syngnathiformes; Syngnathidae. The coding region runs from base 235 to 669 and encodes 144 amino acids. Gene Ontology annotation, biological process: cellular response to BMP stimulus. The transcript has 2 exons.
GCCGUCUUGUCAAUGGAAGCGCGUCCGUGACGUCAGUGAGAGACCCGCGAGCGGCCAGCGUGCUCAUGAAUGAGACGCGGAGCGACAACGUGCAAUUUGCGCACUACUAACUCCUCAAACAAACCUCGUCACUCACCACCCUGACUGGAAGACAACAGAGGAAAGAUUCCACGCCACACAUGUUGCAGUUCUACUUUCAGGCAGGCGGACCUGACUGAGGACUAAGCCCCGCCUAUGAAGCGCCCGAGCUUGUCCGACUGCGCCAUGCCAGAAGACGGCACUCGACCCGCCAUGAAAACUCCAGCGAGCACGGAGAAAACCGGCAUGGGGGAGGGGCCGGCCGCAGCCAGCACAGCGGUAAGCAUCCCCCUGGUCAACGAGGUCCAGCUGGCGGCGGCGACGGGCGGCGCCGAGCUGUCGUGCUACCGGUGCACGGUGCCGUUUGGCCUGGUGGUUCUGAUCGCCGGCGUGGUGGUGACGGCGGUGGCGUACAGCUUCAACUCGCACGGCUCCACCAUCUCCUACUUGGGGCUGGUGCUGCUGGCGGCCGGACUGGCGCUGCUGGCGUCCAGCGUCGUCUGUUGGCGGCUGCAGUUGCAGCGGAAGAAGGAGCAGCGGCGAGAAAGUCAGACCGUGCUGGUAACCACUCAGAGGAGACUUUUCACGUGAGCGCCACCCAGCGGGAGGAAGGGGAUCUGGAAGAAGCAGAGGCGGGGGACUUGGCUCAUCUGACUUGACUUAAAUCAGACUUCAGUCGCUCGUUUUGGGACUUGCUUGGCAAAAAACGAUGCGAGACUCCAGUAGAUCUGCUCACACCUGACGUUUGUGCUCACAAGGCCGAAAUCGGUCAAAUGACAGCUCGCAUCUUGAAAAAGUUUCAAGUUGGCGCACUCUUUGAGGCGCCACUCAAAAUGUGGCUCAAGAUCCUGGUUUUAAAAAAACUAAAACGUUUGUACGUGCAGCGUGCUGGCCAGAGAACAAAACUCAAGCGAACGUGCGGGCAACAGCGAGGACCCGCUUGUCCAAGUCCAGGACGACUUGUUGACUCGGUAUGAACUUUCGAGCUCUCCUAACUUGGAAUUAAAUUCUGAUUUGUGUCUCUGAGUCAUCUUUUCUUUGUAUGCUCAUUUGAAUAAAGUAGAAUACAUGCA